This is a messenger RNA of Ornithodoros turicata, 6404 nucleotides long. RefSeq names its product Golgi apparatus protein 1-like (gene Glg1). The record is from RefSeq and is a predicted model, not a curated record. The coding region runs from base 199 to 3633 and encodes 1144 amino acids. The transcript has 22 exons. NCBI's taxonomy places the organism in Eukaryota, Metazoa, Arthropoda, Arachnida, Ixodida, Argasidae. Gene Ontology annotation, molecular function: fibroblast growth factor binding. Gene Ontology annotation, cellular component: Golgi membrane.
GCGAGGUUGCGCCUGCACAUGUAUAUGUUGAGGGGAACCCUGAUAAAAACGCGUACGAGUGUUCAGAGCUCUGCGCGUGUUCGAACUCCAGCGGCGUCUAGCGAACUUCCGUCGCUUCCGUCACGCUUCCGCGUCAGCUCCUAGGGAGUAUUCCCGCCCACAACGACACAGGCGGCACCGAGAAGUCCCCGCUUCAAGAUGGCGGCCGCAAAGUUGCCCUCCCGUUUUGCGCCGCAGAGUUUUCAUGUGGCAGUUUGCGUGUUUCUCGUUUUUUACUAUGCCAGUGUGAUAACGGUUACCGGUGAACCUUUGUCUCAAGGGAAUGACAUUGCUGUCGAAAGCCAAAACGCUCAUAUUGACAAUGUACCUCGAGCAGCGCACGCCGACCUGUCGAGAGACAAGCAGAAUGUGCUUGAGAGAGACGUGAACACCGUAAAACUAGCGGAAACCAAGGAGUGCGCGAGUGACUUGCGAGCAUUGUGUGGACCUAGCACGCUCUCAAACAAUUACGAUGUCUUGGAAUGCGUGCAGGACGACAAGCGGAUGGAAGACAGCAGUCUGUCUGCAGAAUGUCAUCAUCUCCUGUGGACAUUCAAGAGGAACUUGACGCAGGACAACCGAUUUAACAAUGCAGCGGCAAAGCUAUGUCCAAAUCUACUUGCUGCGCAUCCUGAGUGCCAACCUGGAGGUAGAGGUCAAAUGCUGGCCUGUCUGAUGGACCAUGCUGACAAUGCAAGUGAUACAGCAUGCCGAACGUUCCUCAAUCACAUGGAAGUGCUGGUGUUCAGCGACUAUCGCCUCAUCUACAAGUUUACUGAAGAGUGUGAUGCUGAUAUUCAAAAAUUCCACUGUGGACGUCUUGCAAAGACCUCCUCGGAGCCCCACUCUCAAGGGCAGACGAUUGAGUGUUUGGAGAGUGUGAGCAACCACCUGCAGGAGGCCUGUCGUGCAGAGAUCCUACGAGUGGCACGACUGCAAGGAGAAGACUUCCAUUUGGACCGUCCCCUGUUCUUUGCGUGUCGUGAUGAUCGAGACAGAUUCUGCGCAGACGUCCCUUCGGGAGAGGGCAGGGUGUACAAGUGCCUGUUUAGGCAUCGUACACACAGGGACAUGAGUGCAGCGUGUCAAGAGAAGUUACUUCAGCGGGAAAAGCUCACAAUGCAAGACUACAGAGUGAACCGCGGUCUGUCUCGCGCCUGUCGUGAUGAUAUAAGGAUGUACCACUGCAGAGACGAUACGUCGCAGCGCAGGGAAUUUCGGCUUGCUCAGAUUCUCCUGUGCCUAGAAAAUGCGCUUCACAAAGACUACCCAGUAGCGGCAGAGUGUCAUGCUGAAAUGCUGGAGCAUCGGCGUUACCUAAUGGAGCAGUAUCAGCUAACUCCUGACUUGGCAACUGCAUGCGAGGGUGACAUUACAAAUUUUUGCCAACGGAGACUCGAGCAGGGCGGCAAGACCCUUCACUGCCUCAUGAGGCAUGCGCGACCUUCUCCUAAGAAUGGAAUGAGCCACAUCUCGGACAAGUGUCGCAGAGAGGUCGAGUUGGUAUUGAAAGAGGUUGGUAUCGGAGAGGACUGGAGAGUUGACCCGGUGCUGCAGGAAUCGUGCCAACGAGAUGUAGAAUACCUCUGCCGAGGAGUUAAGCCAGGGCGAGGCAGUGUCUUGUCUUGCUUGAUGGACCACAUUGAAAACUUUCACAUGAGUGAAACAUGCAAGGAGUCCUUGCUUCACAUACAGUACUUUGUUGCUCGAGAUUUCAAACUAGACCCUCUGCUGUACCAGCAAUGCCAUACAGAAGCAGUGAAGUACUGCAGAGCUAAGAAAGAGUGGCAUGACAACCCUAGUAGAAUGGAUCCAGAAAGGGGCCCCAUUGUAUUACCAUGCCUCUACCGAUAUGCGUACCAUCCGGACCAAAGUGUGCGGCUGUCUAAAGGUUGCCUGUAUGAAGUCCGACGUGUCAUGCGGCAGCGUGCUGUCUCCAUUGAUCUUCAUCCAGAGAUUGAAGAGCCGUGCAUGACAGAUCUAGCCAGCUUGUGCAGUGACAAACUUGGCCGGGGGGAGGAAAUGCAAUGUCUGCAGCAGAACUUGGAGAAGCUUACCCAGGACUGUCGUUCAGCAGUGGCCAACUAUACAGAGGAAGAAGCGGAACACUUGGAACUCAAUUACCCACUGUACAAAGCUUGCCAUCCUGUACUCAAGGAUUUAUGUGGGGACUUGCUGACAAAGGAUGUCGACCAAGGAGAUUUGUUGCAGUGCCUCAUCAGCCACAAGAAUGAGCCAAGGAUGAAAGAAGAGCAAACGUGCCGUGCUACCCUUGAACAUUUCCAAUUGAUAUCUCUGAAGGACUAUCGUUUCAGUUUCAACUUCAAGGAGUCAUGCAAGAAGGAUGUCCUCACAUACUGCAAGCACGUCAAAACAAAGGCAGAGGUAGUGAGUUGCUUGAGUCAGCUUGUGUUGGAAGACGUCACGUCAGACAAGGCUUCAUCGCAGCCACGGGUGUCCGAAAACUGCAGGCGCCAGUUGAGAGUUGAGCUCUUCCAGAGGGAAGAAAACAUCAGACUUGACCCAGAUUUGAACACUGCUUGCCAGAGGGACCAACAGAACUUUUGUUCGAAUGUUAGCCCAGGAGAGGGCAGAGUACUGGAGUGCUUGAAGAACCAUCGUGGACAGCUGAGUCGGGCUUGCCAUGUGGCAAUUUUCCGACGUGAGAAGCUUGAGAUGCAAGACAAUGCAAUGGACUACACACUAAUCACUGCCUGCAAGUCAGCACUUCACAAGUUCUGUGCUGAUAGGCCUCGUUCACAAGCUCUCACGUGCCUAGCUGAGUACCGUUUGGAGCCAUCCUUAGAUGACCGAUGUCGUUCCGUAGUGCAAAGGCGGCUUGUCGAGCAGAAUUCAGAUUACAGGCUCAAUCCGAGGCUGCAAAAAUCCUGUCGCAUGGAUAUUGCAAAAUUCUGUUCCAACAUUGUUCUUGAGAAAGAUGGCAAGGACACAGAGCUCGAAGGAAAGGUGAUCCAGUGUCUGAAGAUACAGUUUGUUAGAAGGCAGCUGACAAAGUCUUGUGAGCCUGUUGUAAUGGGUAUCAUUCGUGAGGUUGCUCGUGAUUAUCAACUUGAUCCAGUCCUUGCAAGAGCUUGCUCUUCAGAGAUCCAGAAUCCUUGUAAGGAUGAACAUGACAUGGAAGAGUGCUUGAAGGCAAGGUUCCAGAAUAGGGACAUCAAGAACCCUGAAUGCAAAAAGGAAGUUGCGCGACUCAUCCAUGAGGGUAAAGCUGAUGUUCAGGCCGACCCAAUAUUACACAAAGCAUGCCUUACUGAUAUCAAGCACUACUGCCAUGGGCUUUCUCCUGGUCAUGGAAAUAUUCUGUCUUGCCUUUUGACUGGACUGGAGUCUGACACUGUGGUGUUGACUGACGAAUGCCGCACUCUCCUUUCCAAGAGAGUAGAAAUGUUUGAGUACGCUGCUCAGGUGGCGCCAGUGGAGUCUAUUCGCGACGUGGUUCAACAGAUAGCCAACUCCCCUUCACGCAACUAUUUCCUGGUGGUCGCCAUGGGAGCUCUCGGGGUCAUCUUUCUGGGUGGCCUGUUUUGUGGACGGAUCACUAAACGAGUUCCAAUCAGCAUGAAAAACAGAUGAAAUGCACCUUCAAAAGUGGUCAUCGCGCCUUGCAGACAUUCACGCACCAUCUGAAGCUUUCCUAGGAAGUUUGUGUUUUUACUGUGUGCUGUAUUCUACACUGUUUACAUGCCAUGGAACAUUUCUUUAAUCCUCAAAUCUUAUUGGUUCCAGAAUGAAGUGCUUCCUUAUUUGGAGCAGUUUUUAUGACAGGGUUAUAUUGACACAGUAACGCAGAAUACCUGCAAAUUUUUAUUUUUGGUUUCUGCGUUACUAACCCAGUACCAGGCCACUAGAUGUUUUCCAUUGUUCAGUGGGGCCCGAGCAGGCCCCAGUGAACAAACCUUUUACAAAUAGGUGAGGCGCAGUAAUUUUGUUCUCAUCUGUGCACUUUUGCGAGAGCUUCGAAACAGAGUCAGUACCCUGUUUGGGGGGGGGGGGAUAAUGCAAAUUUUUCCUGUUAGAGUAACGUGUGCGAGCAGUGUAAUAGAACGAUAUGUGCAAGGAAGUAAACAGAGUUGUAUAUACUGUGAAAUACGGUGAACUAUGAGAGGCUACACACUACAUGCAUGGGUGCAGGAACACAGGACUCUGUGUUCAUGUUCAGUUGUCUGUGUGCACACAUGCUGUAGCUGUGGUUGGCACAUGGCAUUAUCGAGGGUCCUUUGUUUUGGAUGUGUAUUUUUGUGAUCCUAGCUUUUCAUGAACAAGUGAAGUGUAAUUGCAGUCACGCGAGGCUUCAUCUGCGUGAGAGGAGAUUCAGUGAGUGGCAUACGCAAGUACGUAAAUUUAGGGUACUAUUGUGGCAUUGUUACCUUGGUCUCAUAUGCGAGUUUGGUUUUUUGAGGAGUGACUGGUAUUCCAUUCGACCACGUUGCAAACUAUUGUGGCGGCAUUUCUGAAGGUUGGAUAGUGAGCGCGUACGAAUUAUGGUUCGGUACUUGAGUUAUUAGGCAACAGUAAUUUUUUGUGGUGCUUUUUUAUAAUGAAUAUAAUUUUUUUUUCUGCUUCCUAACUGCCUAACUAGCAGAUUUCUUUGGCACAAAUUGUUGCAUCUUUGUUGUUGUUCAACAACGUUUCGUUGAAGUAAGGCACCCACUUUGUUGUUCCUGCACUAAACCUGCAGCGGAAGUGUUACCAGAAUAUGACAAUCUGUGUCGCAACAGUCCUUCUCCACAAUUUUGUCAGCCUCCUUUAUUAGUGAUUUGCAAAACUUUUUUUUAACAUAGAGCCAAUUCCUUAAAAAGAUUUUUUAAAUAUUUUGCAUCGUGUGGCACCCAACUGAUAGUGCGCUAGGUUUAUAGCUUUUUUAAUGUUGCAUAAGUGUAUACCUAUCUUGGGAUCAGUAGCAGACACAAAAGAGUAGUACUUCACGAAACCAUUUUGUAACGUUCUCCUGUUGUCAUACGCGUUCUCUAAAAGUUUUAAUGGUGCAUACACAAUAAAAAAAUUAAAAAAAUCACGAGUGCACAACAAACAAGGCGCGAGCUCCACAUUCUACUCAAGCGCUGUGCAGCUCUAGUCAUGAGAAUACACUCGGUGCUGCAAUUUUUACUUGUUUAAGGUGUGCAGGCAUUAGGUCACAUUCACGUGCACCAACCUUUUCCACCACCCACUCCAACAUGAGAGCUGGCGAGAGUUAGCAGGCACCACCAAUCAAAACUAGCCAGAGUUAGUGGGGGUUGGUGGUUACAUUUUUCUGGCCCAAGGUGAUUGUGCCAAAAUUGGUCACGGGUGAUAACGUUGAGUUGGUGCACGUGAACAAAUGUGAAAAAACAAGAAAGAACAUCACAAUGUUGGCUAUGAAAUGGAUGGUUCGUCUAAGUUGUCUUGUGUGAACAUAGCCUUACUUCUGUGCACCGUGCCAUGUGUGGGGAUUUCCUGGAGUUAUCGCAGUUUUCUUUUUAAUGUAUAUUUAUUAUUUACACCUCUGCAAUACGCUAAGUGCCGUAACUUUCUAUUAGGGCUGUCGUACGGAACUAAUGAACAAACUAAAAUGCAAGCAAACUGGUGGACUGUGGAAAGAGGUGACAUUUCCUUGUCCACUCCUCAAGCUCGAGAAUGUUACCUCUUUCUGCAGAAGUAAUGUUCAAAAAAUCACGCACCGUUCCUCGUUACAAAUAUAUCAACAUGUCAUAAAAGGUAAUGUGUGGCAUCUUGCAUGCUUGAUACAGUUGUGUACCAGUAGAGAAAAACUACAGUAGAACCUUGUUAAUCAUGACAUUAUAAAUCUGAUGAGGUAAAAUGUAAAUAUAUGCUGUGAGGUUACGCCUUCUUGUUUGUCACAGUGUGUCCCUGUGACAGUUUGAUGUGAUUACCUACUUGUAAUGGUGGCGUACAUCUACCUCUAGUAUCUCAUAACCCAGUGUUGAACAAAUUGACACUAUAAGUAUGCUCCAUGACUAGAAGCAUUUGGUUCAUAAGACACACAAGUGAUGAGGUUCUCCUGUAGUUCUGAGCACCAAGCACUUCUGUAGCAUUGCUACCCGACACUGUUGAAGAUAUAUGUAUUUUGUUUGUAUUCUGUCUCCCCUACAUUUGGUUCAUUUCCUGAAGUAGAUGAAGGCAUUACCUUGAGGAUGAAGAGACAACACAGAAGACAACAUGAACAAACAAACUCAUUUCCCUAGUUUGAAAGCUCUUAUAUGUAUGCCUCAAUUGGAAUCUCUUUUGCAUGUUCUUAUUGUGUUUGCAGUUCUGGUUCCCUUUUCUGUGUGAUGGAUGGUUCUUAAAAAACUAAAUCAUACACAUGGUAUGACCAUAUACAGAGUAAAUAAAUUUUUGUACCAGUC